Messenger RNA from Centruroides sculpturatus (bark scorpion), 871 nucleotides. RefSeq lists its product as uncharacterized. The record is from RefSeq and is a predicted model, not a curated record. The coding region runs from base 152 to 643 and encodes 163 amino acids. Lineage: Eukaryota; Metazoa; Arthropoda; Arachnida; Scorpiones; Buthidae. The transcript has 2 exons.
AAAAAAUUAUGAAAUUAAUUAUUUAGAUGUAAUAAUCACAAGAAAAAAUGAAACAUUGCUGUUCCGAAAAUACGAAAAAAUAUGUAAUAAUAAUAAGGUGAUUAAUUACAAGUCAUAUUCUUCUAUAGGAAUAAAAAGAAAUGUUUUUUUGAUGGAAUUAAAGAAAAUAUUUAAUAGAACAACUUUAAAAAAAUAUAUUGAAAUUGAAACUAAGAAUCUUUUUAAAAAAUAUUUAUUGAAUGACUAUCCACAACAGCUUAUACCAAAUGAAAAACAAUCGAAGAAUCCUUUAGAAGUUGCAGAAGUCGUAUAUGAAUUGAUGUGUACGUGCACAGAACGGAAAAGCUACGUUGGAGAAACAGGAAGAAAACUGGAAGUGAGGCUAAAGGAGCAUGAGGCGGCAAUUCGAUUGAACAGAACUGAAUCCCCGUGGCAACAACACUGCAGUAUUAAAAAUUGUCUUAUUGAUCGUAGUAAUAUUAAAAUUUUGUAUAAAGAAAAAAAUUUUGUAAAAAGACGCAUCAUAGAACAUUACUGUAUUAAAGAACAUGCAAAUUGUAUAAAUUUAAAUACAGGAGCAUAUGUCGAUGCAUGCUGGGAUAGCUUGAUGAACUAUAAUAGUACUGGCAACUUAACAGUGUAAUAUCCACUGAAGAGGCUAAAAUAGCGAAAUAUAUAUGGAUAACAUAAUAAAGUAAGAAAUAGUGAAAAUAAUUCUCUGGUUUUCUCUGUUUUUUUAAACUCUAUCGAAGUCGGAAUUAAAGAGUGAACGUCACUUGUGGUUCUUAAAAGUUUUUUAAACGGAAAAAUUUUUAGAAUUUAUUAAUUUUAAUAUUUGUCUACACCGAUCCCAUUGUUUUUAUUAUUUAUU